Lucilia cuprina (Australian sheep blowfly) is the source of this 3056-nucleotide messenger RNA. It is a transcript of the gene ZnT41F, whose product is annotated as zinc transporter 8. The record is from RefSeq and is a predicted model, not a curated record. Lineage: Eukaryota; Metazoa; Arthropoda; Insecta; Diptera; Calliphoridae. Gene Ontology annotation, cellular component: plasma membrane. The coding region runs from base 623 to 2431 and encodes 602 amino acids. Gene Ontology annotation, molecular function: zinc ion transmembrane transporter activity. The transcript has 10 exons. Gene Ontology annotation, biological process: zinc ion transmembrane transport; response to zinc ion.
GAAGCGUUAAGGUGUGAUCGCGUAAUCGUGUGACCAAAUGUGCACAAAUAAUAAAUAAUUAAAAAUAACAAAAAUAAAGUAGAAUUAAUUAAACAAAAAUAAAAAUAGUAAUUAAUUGAAUUUAUAAAUAAUUGCAUAAAGCAAAAAGUAAUCAACCACAACAUAACAACUACAAAGUGAAUAAAUAAUUAUCCCAUAAGCAUAAAACUACAUUGAAAAUUCUGAUUAAAAUAACUAUCGUGUACAAAUCCAUUGUUUUUAUACGUAUUGUUAUUGUAUUAACCAUAAAACAAACAAAAUAAAAUGUUUAUCGAAAUUUCGAAUGCAUGAAUGGCAAGCAAUAAAAAAAUAAAGUUGAAAUUAUUAUUAUAAUAAUAACAAUAACAAACAAAAUUCAUAAAGUAUAAUGAGAAAAGUACAAAUAAAUUGUAGUUUUUUAACCCGUUAAAUAAUUAAAAUAAAUUAAUAAACACAAAAAAUUAAAAUAUCUGUCCUAAAACAACAGCAACAAUAAAAAUAACAACAGCACAUAAAUUACUACAUUCACACAGUAUAACAGUAACACUUGUAUCUAUGUACAUGCAACUACACUACAGCUACAACAACAACACACGCACGCAACAUGUCAAAAUAUCAUAUUUUGAAAAAUAGUGAUUUCCACAAUCAUAAUGAUGAUUCAAUAACGACAAACGCCAGCGACACAAUCGCUACAGUAUCACCGCUUACAGACCAUGAGGAAAACUUUGGCCUCUUUAACAGGAAGGGCGGCCACUAUCAUCAACAUCAUCAUCAUUCAACCGAUCAAGAUCAAUUAAGACACGAAAAUUCAGGGCAUAAACUCAAACAUCAUAUUCAGAAAAUUUUCUAUGACGAUGAUGAUGAUGUUGUUGCAGAUAAUCUUUAUAGUCACGAUCACAGCGAUUUAUUAUUAGUCAGUGAUAAUCACGUUGAAGAUCUCAUUCAGUACAACAACAACAAUAUAAUUGAUAAUAAAAAACAAAAUAUUUACACCAACAACAACAGCGGCAGCAACGACAAUAAUACGCCAUCAACUACCGGUAAAAUAAUUUUCACAAACACUAACAACUUAAUGACACCUUUGGAUUCCGCUGCUACUGCUGCUGACGAAUUUACAAUGGAAAUUCCAUUACUACAACAAAAUUUUAAUAGCAACAACAACUACAAUGAAGAGAGAAGAAAUAACUUCGCCCAUAAACAGCAGUAUGAUUUUGAAUGCGUUUGCUUGUUCAAUCAAAAAGGAUUUGCGUCCAACCUCAAGACCAAUUCAACAAAGAGUGCUAAAUCAAAAAUCCUAUGGGCCAUUGUUUUGUGUUGCAUAUUUAUGGUUGUUGAAUUUCUGGGUGGUUAUUUAGCCGGAAGCUUAGCCAUUAUGACGGAUGCCGCACAUUUAGCAUCAGAUUGUAUUAGUUUCGUUAUUGGUCUAGUAGCCAUUUGGUUGGGCAGCAAACCACCGGAUGCAAAAAUGUCAUUUGGAUAUAAACGAUUUGAGGUCAUGGGCGCAAUUGUAUCGAUUUUGGGCAUUUGGAUACUGACCGCAACUUUGGUUUUAGUGGCGAUACAGCGCAUUUAUUCUAACGACUAUGAUUUAGAUGCAAAUACUAUGAUGACCAUUUCUGGUAUCGGAAUUUUAAUUAAUAUCAUUAUGAUUUUUAUUUUACACACCUCAGUGCUCGACCUACCAGCAGGUAGUAUUGGUUCCUCUCAUGGUCAUUCUCAUAGUCACAAUCAUAAUGGUCAUCACCAUGGUCACAGUCACUCACACUCCACAAACUUACAUCGACGACACAGUAAUGAUAGCGGGCAGUUGUAUACAGAGUUUGCAACGAGGUCACUACUUCCUACGGACAGCGAUGCCGAUGCUACUGAUGCUAUUGACACUGGCGGCGCAACAUCAAUGGAAUUGUCGUCUGCACCAAUGGUGCUCAACGGAAAUUUGUCGAAACAUCAACAAGAUGGAAAUGACAAUAAUUUAAAUCUUCGUGCAGCCAUGAUACAUGUUAUCGGUGAUUUAAUACAAAGUUUUGGUGUAUUUCUGGCAUCAGUAUUAAUUAAAAUAUUUCCAAAAGCAGUAUUCCUUGAUCCAUUGUGCACUUUGCUGUUUUCAAUAAUUGUUAUAAUGACAACAAUUAAUUUAUUCAAAGAAUCAAUGCAUUUAAUAAUGGAUUCAAUACCUCAGGGCCUAUCAAUAGAUGAUCUCGAAAUGGAUUUAUUAAAUAUAGAAGGAGUCAAGUCUGUACAUCAUUUGAAUGUUUGGAAUCACACUUCAAAUUACAGCAUUUUAAUGGUUCACUUGGUCAUUGAUAUUCUAACCGAUAGCAAUACAGUCCUAAUGAAAGCCACACAAUUAGCUGGAAGUGCAAAAUACAACAUUAAGCAUAGCACUAUACAAAUUGAACGAGUGACCUCAUAAAUUUUCUGCACUCCUUCACUCAAAAUUAUUAUUAAAAUUCGAAAAUUUUAAAUAAUUUUUCUUAAUACUUUAAUGUUAGAACAUUAAAUGCCAAAGUAUACCAAACACUUAUUGUUCCUAAAAAUUAUAUGUACAUAGAUUUAUAAGUUAUUAAUAUGUAAAUAUAUAUAUAUGUAUGUAAGUAUAGGACUGAUUUACUUUAAUAGUGAUCUAACACCAAGAAAUAUUGUUUUGAAAAUAAUGAUUUUGUUAAUUUUAAAAUCGAAAUUAUUUUUGAGCGAUAUUGUCAUUAAUUAUUUUACAAUAUAUGUUAAUACCGCUUUCAGAAGUCUAUGCACAGAAACCAAAAUAUUGAGUUGGAACACAAUCAAGGUAAAUGAGCAUAUACGCACAUAUUUCAAAACUAUUUACAUUAAUAAGUAGAUAUGAAUUAAGUGUAUUUUUGUACAAUUACUAAAAAUAUUAAUGUUAAAUUUAGAAUAAAUUUUUGAAAUUAUUUACUAUUUAUUCAAUACUAUUUAAUGUUAGUUUAUAGUACAAUGAUAAAUAAGUUGAAUAAGAACAAUAUUUAUUCUUUUUGAUUUAUGAUGCCAAAUAUACAAAUUUAUUUUAUAAAUCAUCUAAA